UGCAACUUCUUAGUCCAAAACUGACCAAACUUGUGUCAUAGAAAGAAUCUGCAGAGGGUGAUUGAAAAGAGAAGCCAACACAGCACACAUCUCUUGAAAUUUGCAGAGAAGAGAUUAAGAUGGAAUGGAAGAAAUACUAUUUGGAUGUGGCGUUGGUACCAUUGGGAUUUCUCAUAACCAUUGGUUAUCAUGUUUGGUUGUGGAAUAAGGUUCGUACGCAACCUUCUUCCACCAUAAUCGGAAUCAAUACUCAUGGAAGACGCUCAUGGGUCCCUUCCAUGUUGAAGGACAUCGAAAAGAAGAACAUUUUAGCAGUUCAAACUCUUCGUAACAUGAUAAUGGGAUCAACUCUUAUGGCGACGACAUCCAUUCUUCUCUCUGCUGGUUUGGCAGCUGUGAUAAGCAGCACUUACAGUGUGAAGAAGCCUCUGAAUGACGCUGUGUAUGGAGCCCACAGCGAGUUUAUGGUGGCACUCAAGUAUGUCACACUGCUAACCAUAUUCUUAUUCUCGUUUUUCUGUCACACCCUGUCGAUUAGGUUUUUCAAUCAAUUAAGCAUCCUCAUUUGCACACCACAAGAUGUCAUGUCCAUGGUCACACCCCAGUAUUUGACCGAGCUUUUGGAGAAGGGAACUCUUUUGAGCACUGUUGGCAACAGGCUCUUCUACUCAGCUCUUCCUCUUCUUCUUUGGAUCUUUGGGCCUGUCCUCGUUUUCUUGUCUUCUGUCGCCAUGAUACCAGUGCUUUACAACCUCGACAUUGUUUGUGGAACUGUCAAGACCAAGGUUGUCAAGAACGAGAAAGGGGAGAACUAUGUUUGAAAGUAAAUAUAGAUAAGGUAAUAAUAGUAAUAUGUUUAUAUAGGUCAUUAACUAGGUUGCAUCGUUUUACAACUUUAACGUUGUAAAGGUGUUGUGUUUUACUCGCACAGCCACAUGCUGAAGCGUUUUUUCCCUCAAUAAUUCAACUAGCUUUUUCUAAUGUAUCUUUCAUUGUGAUUAUCGUUAUUAGCUGUUGUCUAAUGGAAGCUUUUAUAUCCUUGGCCACUAAA
Molecule: messenger RNA, 1051 nt
Organism: Vigna unguiculata (cowpea)
Lineage: Eukaryota; Viridiplantae; Streptophyta; Magnoliopsida; Fabales; Fabaceae
Source: RefSeq, a predicted model, not a curated record